AUGUCGACGUAUUACAAUCCGUACAUUAGCUGGGAGACUUAUUCUGACUAUCACAUCCGUCAAGAUGUCCUGUCGGCGUGGCUGCGCUGGAAGUUCAACGACAACCAGAUCCAGGUCCAUGUGAGUGUCGCACCAAUCCGCGCUGUACAUCAGCAGCUGCCGCCAUUGAACAUGGACUUUGAUCCCCACGAUCGUCUUCUGGACGUGUGCAGGAAUUACCUCACCUACCCAAACACUCUGUUGAAGAGGCUCCCGAAGAACAUUCUCGACCGAUAUCAGGCCUACCUCGCCAGAAAUGAAGCCGACCUCUUUGACGAAUACAGGGCGCGCAUCCUGCUCUGGGAGGCCUGGAGCGGGGAGAACAACCUUGCUAACGUCGGCGACAACAGCUUCAUCGAGUCGGAACACUCACGGGCCCCCCUCAACUGUUCUGCACCUAUGCUAAAGCUAGUUUUGACCUUUCACCAAGUUGAUCCCUCUUUCUUGGACUACAUCUUUACUUUUGGAGACCAAGAAGAGCCCCAGGAUGCAUGUUUGUCGCAGUUCCAGUCCCACGACGCCUUGGCAAUCCACGAGCGGCUGCCCUUCAUUCCCCAACUCGGUCGGUCUGGUAAGGAAAUACGCCAUUCUUUCCUGCUGAGGUCGGUGGAAAGAGUCCCAGAGGCCACGAGCUGGCCUUGGUCGGUCCGGCAACUGGCUGCUUACCACUCCUUUGACGUCGGCAACGGCCGGACAAUCUGGAUUACCGCCAAAGGCAACGACCUCAUGCAAAGGAGGAUAAUGGACGACACUGCAGACCUACCCGCGCUAAGGGCUUCCGCUGGGAGAGAUGUUGCCGCCUCCUUCGAGGCAGCGCUUGGCACCCUCCUCAUAUACUUCGCCUGGUGCGAAGAAAACUGGCGAUGGUUUGUCCGCGAUAUCGAGGAUCACAUCCGCCAGGAACUAAGAAAGGCCAAAACCGUCCCUAUUGACGAGAAGCCAUACUUCACAAACGUCCCUCAAAAGAUGAACACCGGCUUGACAACAUCUUCGAAAAGCAGCCACAACCCGUGGAAUUAUCCAGAGAAAAUACCCGAAAAGCGAGAUAUAUUUAGCUCGUUUAGACGACUAUCACGGCCGUCGUGGCACACCCCCAGCGGUUUCGAUGUUCCACCCCCACCACCGCCGCCGCCACCAGGACACGGCCAGCCCGCUGGGCAGGCCAGGAGAGAGAUGCCCGACGACACUCUCGUGCUGAAGAUCUUCAGCUACAAGGACCUGCAGAAACUCAUCAGCCUGGGCGAAAGGCUCGAGGAGAGCCUCUUGAUCAUCAACCUGAACCUAAGGGUAUUGCAGAACGCCUGCGAGUACUACCAGCGUCUCGCGGACUCUGAGGACAUCGGAAAGGAGAUCAAGCAACGCUUUGUAAAGUCCAUCGCCCAGUUCCAGGUCAAGACACGUGGCAUCAUCGAGAACCUUGAAACUAGACAGAUGCAGCUGCUGUCGCUGCGGAAGAGGCUCGAGGAGGGCAAGGCUCUGUUUGAGAGCCUGCUUCAGUACCGCGGCUUGGAAGUCGGCCGCAUCUUUGCCGAGCACGGUCACAAGUCGGCGCUCGUCAUGCAGAACAUUGCCUACCGGACCGAACAGGAGACGGUGACGGUCCGCGUCAUCACUGUCAUCACGCUAUUGUUUCUUCCAGCCACGUUCCUCUCGUCCUUCUUCCAAAGCGGCAUCAUCGACUGGGACGACGCCGCCAGCAUCGGCUUCCGCGCCGACGCCUUCAGGCUCUUCAUGGCCAUCUGCGUGCCCUUCACCGCCGCGGCGCUGAUCGGGUGGCUGGUGACCAACAAGUGGGGAGACCUGCGCUCGCGCCGCAAGUCGCUGGAAGACACCACGGCCACCAUGCAGGCUCUUCUCACCCAGCAACAAAAGGAUCCGCCAGUAUGA
This is a messenger RNA of Lasiosphaeria miniovina, 1926 nucleotides long. RefSeq lists its product as uncharacterized. NCBI's taxonomy places the organism in Eukaryota, Fungi, Ascomycota, Sordariomycetes, Sordariales, Lasiosphaeriaceae. The transcript is spliced from 5 exons. The record is from RefSeq and is a predicted model, not a curated record. The coding region runs from base 1 to 1926 and encodes 641 amino acids.